Messenger RNA from Galdieria sulphuraria, 4560 nucleotides. RefSeq lists its product as uncharacterized. The transcript is spliced from 3 exons. The coding region runs from base 12 to 4508 and encodes 1498 amino acids. The record is from RefSeq and is a predicted model, not a curated record. Gene Ontology annotation, cellular component: cytoplasm; nucleus; transcription export complex 2. Gene Ontology annotation, molecular function: nucleic acid binding. NCBI's taxonomy places the organism in Eukaryota, Rhodophyta, Bangiophyceae, Galdieriales, Galdieriaceae. Gene Ontology annotation, biological process: mRNA export from nucleus.
GUGGGAAAGGAAUGCACGAGUGGAUACCAAACUUGACUUGGGGACAAUAUGAACAAACAGAAAGUGGAAACAAAGCAAGUCUUUGGUUUCAAAAUAAUAGUUCCCAUACAGUUAGUGAACUGAACUACAGCUUUGAGGGUCCAUUUCCUUCCUCUGUUGGUCAACCUAUUUUGAAUGACCCUUCCGCUCAACCUUCCUUGCAGUUAUUCGGAAGUGUACCCCUUAAAGAGGCUCAGACUGUGAAGCACACAACAAACUUUUCUUCAGAAACCAGAAAAAUUUUUGAAGAACAGCCACAAUAUAUUGUGCAGCCCAAAGACCCUUUCGCAACUUCUCGGAAGGAAAGUGGACAAACGACACCUUUUGCAUUGAAGCCUCGUGAAUACCCUGUUCAACAAAGAAAGACAGCACAAUUAUUACUUUCUCGUUGUUCGUCUGAGUUUUGUCAGUAUGAUAUAGUCAAGCAAUAUUUUGAAUCGAUACUUCCAGGAAAGGUCGUACAAGUCCAAGUAAAACCAGAGAGAGGCUCGGCAAUUGUAUCCUUCUCAACAGAAGACGACGCUGAAAUUGCCUUGAAGGCAGGUACUCCACAGGGUGAAUAUAGAAUGCGAAUGCGAUACUUUAUUCCAAAAGAUUAUCGUCGAAGAGAUUAUUUUGCUUACCGUGACCCUUAUUUUUCAGCAGAGGCUUCUGGGAACGAAGAAGAAGUUGUAUCCAGUAAAAUGGAUACUGAAGACCUUCCAGCAUUUGAGACCCCUCUUCCUUCUUGUAGUGACAACGUGGAACAGAGUAGAGCUUGGAAGCCUUUUGGAUACAACAAAGAGUCUUUAAUGGAAGCCAAAGUUGCAAAUGAAGAUGAAAUUGUUCGCAAAUUGAAGAGAGAGUCACGCUUUAUUCAAAAUGUUGUUUCUGAUGAUGAAGGAGAAGUAGAACAUGUCGAUGAUACUGGAUGGAGAACAGCUGGUGAAAAACAGCAACUAUCUUUGGCUCAUAAUCUGAUUGGAACUUGUUUAGAAAUGUGUCCUGCUGAAGAGCGGACGCGACGUGAACUUCAGAGAGAUUUAUCAAUAUUUGAAAUUGACUACUGUAAACCAACAGUGGAAGGAGAGCCUCCAAAGGUAGAUCAUUUAAAAGCAGUUAAGAAGUAUGUACGUUCUGCUGCCUGUCAAGAAGCACCAAAACCAAAUGAGAUCAGACCACCCUAUAUCUUAGAAAAGACAAUGGAAUAUUUGAUGGAAUAUAUUGUAGAUAGGAAGGAUUGUUCGUUUAGUGAAGUGCACAAUUUUGUUAGAGAUCGUACGCGUUCUAUUCGUCAGGAUUUUACCUUUCAAGGUGUUCGUAAUGAAAUGACCAUAGAUAUUAUUGAAAAGACUGUAAGAUUUCAUAUAUUAUCAGAACAAAGACUUUGUGAAGAAGAUUCCAGUGUCUAUUCAAGUCGCCAAAAUAUGGAACAAUUGGACAAGUGUCUGAUAUCGCUCAGAGAAAUGUACAGAGAGAGACGUGCAAAAGGUUUGACAACUUCAGUCAAUGAAGGAGAGUUUCAAGCUUAUUAUGUUUUAUCACAUUUCGAUCCUCACAGUAUAUUGGCUGUUUGUAGAGAACUUGAUAUUCAUGUCUUGAAGAGUAGACAGGUUGAAUUUGCCCUGAAAGUAUAUCAAACGUUGCGAAGUAAUAAUUACGUUGGAUUCUUCAGACUGUUACAGCGUGCAUCCUAUUUAGUGGCUUGUAUGAUGCAACAACAUUUUUCAUUCGUACGCAAAUCGGCUCUGUUAAUUAUGCAAAAAUGUUACAGUCGCUUUCCUGUUAUGCCUAUUGCAGAGUUGGAAGAAAUGUUGGCAUUUGAAGAUUUGGAGGAUACAUUAUCUUUUUGUGAAUCGUUAGGUUUUGUUUCAGACUACCUUGAGGAUGGAAUCAGAGUGAUUCGUUUGGAUAAUACGGCAAGUGCUGACGAGUUGACAAAAUAUCAUCCUCGACGAAGUCUUAAACAUAUUGAGCCUAAAUCUAAUGGUUUUUCUGUAAAAGAUAUUAUGAUGGGAAAGACUGAGAUAUUAGAUCAUGGGACUUCUUCUAAGAAGCAUCGAGAUUUAUUGCAUGUCAGGGAAGCAAGGAACACGCAACCAUUGCCUCGUAUACAACAAGAAAAUUAUGCCUUGAAAGACAAUGAAAGGAGACCAACCAGAAAAUUAUCAGCAAAUGCACUAGAAUUUAUUCCUCAUAAUCAACAGCAGAUGGAACAAACCAAUUUUAUUGCUAUGCAAAUGAAUGUUCCCUGUCGAUACAUCAAAGAGGAGCUUAACCGGAACAAGAGUAACUCAUGGAGCGAUAAAUGUGUUAUGGGAAGAGCAGAUACUUUGCCAUCCAAUCAACGACGACUAGAAGGACCGCCUCCAGGCACUUCAUCGUUGUCACCGGAAUUCUCAACCAAAGAUGAUAUUCCAUUCACAGGGCAGCGUAACACAGCAGAUAUGACGCAAUCUUCCCUAUCUUCAGAACUAAGAUUGGACAAGGAAGAUGAGAAUAUACCUAAAAUAGAUUAUUUUCAUUGCAAGGAUUCAAGUCCAAAGAUACCAGGCAGGUAUUUGAAACGCAAAAACCUGUUUUGGUCAGAUGAAGGUGUAAGGAGAGAAAAUGAAUUUCUUGGAGAAGGCAAAAAAUCUAAGAUUGUAGAAGAACAGUCAGAAUGGAAUGCAGCUUUAGUCAACCAUUCUAUCGUAGAAAAAUCCAAAAACUCGGAGAAUAUUAUUGAGAGGGAUACUGAGGAAGUCAGGUCCGACAAUGAACUAUGGAUAGCAUCCCAAAGAAGUCAAGGUUCCAGACUCCUAAAGUUUCUUCCACAAAUAAGAGAGUUGCAAUUGAGAUACAGAAAUCUCGCUUCUAAGUCUGUUGUGGAUACAGAAAAGACCAAAGAGUUAUCCACACUGAUAGAGAAGAUUGAAGAGAUAAGACGACAGUUGUUUCAGUUUCUUCUACAAGUCAAUGCGACAGAUAUAUGUAAUGAUGACAAGGAACUGAGGAAUAUUGUUUUCUCCAUUCGAGAAUUUUAUGAGAAUUUAGAGGUUUUUAUAUCUGAUAUGCUAUCUAUCAAAUGUCAGUGGCAGUGCGAACUGCGAAAGUUGAACGAUGCCGCAAGAUCGCUCAUUAGAGCUCCAGCAGAAGCAGUUAGUAAUUACUCGAGCAACGAAGAUAGAGCUGUUUUUGCUCAGAACUCAAAAACUCCGAUUAAUAUGUAUCGUGUCAGAGGACAUCCACUGAAAAUUCAGUCUACAGACGUCAAAGAAGUGAGACAUACAACUUGCUUGAUUACUGUGAAAAAGUUGGUUAGUCAAGAGGAGCAAGAAGUUGUAGCCCAAGGUUUAAAGAUGCUCUCUAUGGGAAUAACAAGCGAGAAGGAGAGCAGUUCACAUUUCAUGGUUCCUUUGGUUGAUUGCUAUUGCGAAGUUUGGACGAUGGACUCAGAUACUGCUUUUGUAGAAGGUGUUUAUACGAUGGCAAAGCCGAAUAUACUAGUAACUGGAGUUAAUGAUGUGUUUACAAUAGAUUGGAAGCUGUGGAAAAGAGAACUGAAGUCCUUCAUAUUGAAGAAUUUUUCGAUUGCAGUUACCAUGUUGGUGUUUGUGCAUUCAAAUCAGCAAUAUUGUAGAGAGUCUAUUGAUUUAGGCAAGUUAGUAGAUGAUGAGUUGUCAGACUUACAAAAAGAUGGAUUUAUAUCGUCCGUUUCCAUUGUCCGAACUGAUCGGAGAUAUGCGCAUGAAUAUUUCCAGAAGCUGGCUGAUAUCUGGGAAACAAUCAUAAAUGAUGCUGAACGGGGUUUUCAAGUUGCAAAGUAUUUGUGGAUUUACCCAUCGAUAUCCACGGGAUAUUAUACAGCUCUGGAAGUUGCGAUGAGUUGUGUCCGCUUAGCGUUUGAUCAACUAUUCGUGUGCAAUUAUUCGUUUGAAACUUUGUGCGCUGAAAAUUUUGGCUGGAUUGCGAACAAAUUAUCGUCUAUAAGUAACCUUUGUCUUCAAGAUUGCAAGUACCGGGAGAAUUUUGUUAUAGCCACUAAGGCUUUCCAGAAGCUUUGUUGGAAUGCCCGUCACAUCUUUACGAAAUUGGGUCAAACUCAACUCUCAAAUGAAGAGCUAAUUUUGCUUAUUAUGGAUCAUGGUAGUAAUUGGUGGCAAGACGUGGAGGAUAUGCUCGAAUCUUCACUGGGUUCUAUUUCUGUAAUAUCAUUGCCUAUUCGACUGGACCGCCUUUUGAAGGAUAAAGAGGAAUCAGGAAGCUUUUUGUUGUCAGACUCAUGUGUGAUCCCGGUAAGAAGAAAGAAUAGAGGAGUAGAUAUUUCUCUACGCAGUUUAUCUGUUUCGAACACGUCGUCAUCAACAGAGCCCUACGAAGAGGUUCCAGAGUGGUUACAGUCAGAUAAACAGCAUUUAUCUGAGCUUGAAGAGAGGAUGAGGGUCUCAACUAUUCAAGACAAGGCUGUUUUACUGGCUUUGAUAGAUACCAAACAACAUUGGUUAUAAAGUAGUCUAUCUGAAGCAAACAUUAAUUACUUUUACCGAAUUUAACAAAUGU